AUGCAAAUUUCACCACCAUCUUCGAUUUUCUUCUUCUCUGUUUAUGCUGAUGAAUCGGCACUAAUGACAAUAACCAGUGUAGUAGUAGUAUUGUUGCUAGUGGUGUUGCUUCAAUGGCGGUUGCACCGGAAAAAGCAAAGACGGAAGCUACCGCCUGGCUCCAUGGGUUGGCCUUACAUCGGCGAGACACUCCGCCUCUACACUGAGAAUCCCAAUUCCUUCUUCGCCACUCGCCAAAACAAAUAUGGGGAUAUAUUCAAGACGCACAUAUUGGGAUGUCCGUGUGUGAUGAUAAGCAGUCCAGAGGCAGCUCGAAUGGUCUUAGUGAGUAAAGCACACAUGUUCAAGCCAACUUAUCCUCCUAGCAAAGAGCGUAUGAUUGGACGAGAGGCUCUCUUCUUCCACCAAGGUCCUUACCAUGCCACACUCAAGCGGCUCGUUCAGUCUUCCUUCAUGCCUUCUGCUCUCAGACCAACCGUCUCUCACAUCGAGCUCCUUGUCCUUCAAACCCUCUCUUCUUGGACAUCCCAAAAGUCCAUCAACACCCUUCAACACAUGAAACGAUAUGCGUUCGAUGUGGCGAUCAUGUCAGCGUUUGGAGACAAAGAGGAGCCCACUGAAAUUGAAGCAAUUAAGCUUCUCUAUCAACGUCUCGAGAAGGGUUACAACUCCAUGCCUCUCAACUUACUUGGCACACUUUUUCAUAAAUCCAUGAAGGCAAGGAGGGAAUUAAGUGAGGAAUUAAAGAGAAUGAUAGAAAAGAGAAGAGAAAGUAAGAGAGAAGGAGGAGGCUUAUUGGGAAUACUUCUCGGUGCAAAGGAUCAGAAACGUAAUGGCUUAAGCGAUUCACAAAUCGCCGACAACAUCAUCGGAGUUAUCUUUGCCGCCACCGAUACCACCGCUUCUGUCUUAACUUGGCUUCUCAAGUAUUUACACGACAACCCUAUCCUCCUCCAAGAAGUCUCCAGGGAGCAAACCGGCAUUCGACACAAGAUAAAGCAAGAAAACCGAGGAAUCUCGUGGGAAGAUACAAGAAAAAUGCCACUGACCACAAGGGUGAUACAAGAGACACUAAGAGCAGCAAGUGUAUUGUCCUUUACGUUUAGAGAAGCAGUACAAGACGUCGAAUAUGAAGGCUACUUGAUCCCAAAGGGUUGGAAAGUUCUUCCUCUUUUCCGGCGAAUCCAUCACUCUCCCGAUUUUUUCCCCGAACCCGAGAAAUUUGAUCCUUCAAGAUUCGAGGUAGCACCAAAACCUUACACGUUCAUGCCAUUUGGGAAUGGAGUGCACUCAUGUCCAGGAAGUGAGCUGGCCAAACUUGAGAUGCUUAUCCUCCUUCACCACCUCACUACUUCCUUCAGAUGGGAAGUGGAAGGAGGCGAUGAAGGAAUACAAUAUGGUCCUUUCCCUGUGCCUAAGAAGGGUUUACCAAUAAGAGUCACCCCAAUUUGA
This is a messenger RNA of Microthlaspi erraticum, 1452 nucleotides long. NCBI's taxonomy places the organism in Eukaryota, Viridiplantae, Streptophyta, Magnoliopsida, Brassicales, Brassicaceae. The record is from the annotation of a GenBank genome assembly.